AUGUCCUUAGACGAUUUUGAGAACUUAUCGCUUCUUGGAGACGGAGCUUACUCUUCAGUCUACAAAGUCAAACGAAUCUCUGAUGGUCAAAUCUACGCCCUGAAGAAGGUCAAGGUUGGGAAUCUAACAGAUAAGGAGAAAGAAAAUGCUCUUAACGAAGUUAGAAUUCUUGCUUCCAUCAAAAACCCAUGCGUUAUAUGCUACAAAGAGUCAUUUAUUGAUCCUGAUAGUCAAUCACUCUGCUUAGUCAUUGAAUAUGCUGAUGACGGUGACCUAUUCCAAAAAUUAUCAUCCGCAACUGACGGUUUCGAAGAAACGUUCAUCUGGAAAGUCUUUAUUCAGGUUGUUAGAGGCCUUAAAGCUCUCCACGAUUUGUCGAUCAUGCAUAGAGACCUUAAAAGUGCUAAUGUAUUCUUGAAUAAAGAUGGAACUGCUAAAUUAGGAGACAUGAACGUGAGCAAACUUACAGACUUGAAAGGGCUGAACUACACUCAGACUGGCACACCUUACUAUGCAAGCCCUGAAGUUUGGAAAGACCGUCCUUACAGCAUCAAAAGCGAUAUAUGGUCUCUCGGGUGAGUUCUGUAUGAAAUGAUCACCUUGAAGCCACCUUUCAGAGCUAGUAAUAUGGAGGGCUUGUACACUAAAGUGUCAAAGGGAUUAUAUCAACCAAUUCCUAAGAAAUACUCAACAGAAUUGUCAAACCUUGUCCGGUCAUUGCUAAAGGCCAACCCUGAUAAAAGACCUGACUGAGAUGAUAUAAUUUCAAUGCCUUCGAUAGUUAAAAAGAUAGGAAUACUCUUUCCCGACAGUGAUAAUAUCUUGGGAAGCAAUGAGCUUCUCAAAACAAUACGAUUUCCUAAGAACUUCAUGUAUUUAACGAACCAACUUCCGAAGCCCUCUUAUGAUGAAGAAGUUGAUGAAGAUUUCUCGGAAAAUAUAAAAUGAUCAACGCUUCCUUCCAAAGUUAAAGUAAAACGAAGCACUGAGUCUCUUAUUAACCAGAGGUCAUCUUCACGAUCAAAAGUGCACACUUCGAGUAAGAAUUCAAUCUUUAGUGAAAGACGAGGAAGCCCUAGCACUGCGAGCAAGCAAUCACGAAACGUUUCAAAAGCUAAAAGUAUCAUGCGAAAUAACUUAUCAAAAUAAGGAGAAAAUUCCUCACAAACGGUACAAAGAUAUUGUUAAGAGCAAUCAUAAAGCUCUUAGAAACAAGAAGGAAGGCAUAUUCAGCAAGGACAUGUCAAUGAACAUAAAUUCACAUAAAAUAGUACCUCAGAAUAUUUCAUCCAGCCGAACUCCCCAAGGAGGGGUGAUUGGGCUCAAAAAGCGCACCAGAGAUCCACUCUCUACUUCCAGCAAGAAGUCUCAAGUAGUGAAAAAUAUGAAAAAGGGUCCUGCUUUUCACAGAAGUAGGCCUCCUCUCUACGAAAGAGAUACUCCAGACAUGAACAUUUCUUCCCUUCCAGUCAUUGUCAACUCUUUAAGCCCACCAAACAACAGGAUGGGAGACUCAAAUGAUUCCCAAGAUAUCUUCAAAAAGUACGAAAUCAAGGGUAAAAUAAUGAAACCUCCCCAAAAACUAACCCAUUUACGCUAUGGGUCAAAGAGAUCACCUAAAAACAGCCCAAAGGACUCUUCUAACCCUCAAUUAGCCAACUUGGGACACAAAUAAACGCAGUUACCAAAUCAACUCCCAUUCCCAAAACCCGAAUCUCCUAAACCAUCAAGAACCCCACCAUUCCCCACUCAAAAAUCCCAAAAACAGCAGAAAACACAACAUUUCCAAAAUUUCCCUGCCGUCCUUAUCUGGAGCCAAGAACCCGACCAGCCGCAGCAGGAAGGGCCCAGCCAGUCACAUACAUAAACUUCUGAAGAAGUACUAGACUCCGAGCCUCUCGUUCUAUUUAUAGCCACACUCAAAAGAGCAAAAAGGU
This is a messenger RNA of Moneuplotes crassus, 1937 nucleotides long. The record is from the annotation of a GenBank genome assembly. NCBI's taxonomy places the organism in Eukaryota, Ciliophora, Spirotrichea, Euplotida, Euplotidae.